Messenger RNA from Akanthomyces muscarius, 465 nucleotides. RefSeq lists its product as uncharacterized. The record is from RefSeq and is a predicted model, not a curated record. The transcript is spliced from 4 exons. NCBI's taxonomy places the organism in Eukaryota, Fungi, Ascomycota, Sordariomycetes, Hypocreales, Cordycipitaceae. Gene Ontology annotation, molecular function: DNA binding. Bases 1 to 465 code for a protein of 154 amino acids.
AUGCUGACACGGGGACUGGAUCGGCCAGGGCUUGCGCGUAUGGUUAUCACCGGGAAAAGUGUGUCCAUGCAAAUUCCUGGCCACAGGAUAAAUGCGACUGAAGUACUCCAGGCCGCGCCAAUACCUAAAGACAGGCGGAAGGUCUACAUGCGAAGACUGAAAUCACAUACAACUGUCGAAGCAGUUACUCCCCGCAAAGUUACAUGGGUCCCUUUCGAAGACGGCGUACUCCUGUGCGAGGCGGUGGGCCUCAAGGAGAAGCUACUACCGCUUCUUCUUUAUGCAGGGCGUAGUCUUCCCUACACAGAGAAGAAUUAUCUCCAGAUUCGCCGACGCCCUGCGACCAUACAACCUGUUGGCGAGUCUUCGCGAGCGUCUCUUGCGAUUCGGUUGACUUGGAACAUUGAGUUUUGUAUACGUCAAGUAACAAUUUUCGCAUUCGCAUUGUGCAAAAUUCGCACAUGA